AUGACACAAUUGGCGCGAGAAAACCUGUCUGGGACCCAGUCUCAGGCAGCAGCGGUGAUUGUCAUCGGCGCUGGUGUAGGUGGUCUGCAGACAGCCUGCAAACUGCAGCAAGCCGGUAUUUCUUGCCUGGUUCUCGAACCGUCGGGCCAAAUUUGCGGCCAAGCUUUCAGCAACAACUUCAGCGUCGAGCACCAUCCACGCACGCAUGCUCUUGCCACGGGCUUGGGACUUGUUGAUGGACUGAGAUCAGUGCAGGGCAAAGCCACGCUCGAGAGCUUCGCAGCCUUUGAGCACGACCAACAGCCAGCUCUCGACGCCGAAGACGCAGCAUCGCUCGUCAAAGUCAAGACGAUCCUAGACACCCUUUCGCUGCGGCGGGAUGAUCCUCAGAGGGACGUGGACAUGACGGUUGAACAACUCGUUUCCUCCUGCGGCGCCACAGAUACCGUGGCCGAAAUGGCGAACCUAUGGACUCGCACCAUCUUCGGCCUUUCCUCCAACAAUGUUAGUGCGUCCCAAUUUCUAUCACAGUGUGACUCGUGUGGUGGCCUCGGCCCAGUUCUCGACAACAUGUAUGGCUUGGGCGACAACCUUGCCGUACCCGAAUUGUCGCAUCAGAUUGCAACGGCAAUGGCCCAACAUCUUAGUUCGCGAUCUCUUCACCUGAACCAAGAAGUCGAUAGAGUUGAGCACGGGGACGAAAAUACUUGCAUAAUUUACACAAAAUCGGGCAACGUCUUUCAUGGAAACAAGAUUGUGCUUGCUGGCUCUCUGUCCAGCUGCAGUUCGCUUGACAUAGCGCCACCUCCUGCGGCCGUGGCCCCUUGGGAGACGAUGAAAGAGGAGCAAGGAUUCAGCACCACAGUAGAUAUCGUCUUUGACCAUCCUUGGUGGCAGCAGCGUGGCUUGUCCGGCCACGCCCAGGGCCUGACCGGACCAAUCGCUCAGGUGCGCCCGUCGGGCCUCAUCGCGACUGAUGGUCUCUACGCCCUCUCCUGCCAGGUAGCUGGCGAGCAGGCCCGCGGCAUGUGGCUGUGGCUCAUGUCGGACGAGGAGCGCGAAAUGCUCCUCGUGCAGCAUCUGAGCGCCAUCUUUGGCGGGGCUAUUCCGCGCGCGGUGCAAGUCGUCGAGCGAGACCAGGAUGCCCUGGUCAGCGGGCAGCAGUCCUUGCACCUGGCCGGAGAGAAUGCCGGCCAGCGGGGCCGGCAUCGGUGGACUUCCGAGGGCAAUGUCCACUUUGCCGGCGCCGAUACCAGCCAUGUCUGGAGAGGAUACUUGGAGGGCGCAUUGGUGGCUGGAGAGAGAGCUGCAGCUGAAAUCAUGGCCGUUGUCGGCGCGGCAAAGCCCAUGGAAAUGGCUCCCCGCUUGUGA
Messenger RNA from Cordyceps militaris CM01, 1371 nucleotides. RefSeq names its product mao-B, putative. Gene Ontology annotation, molecular function: oxidoreductase activity. The coding region runs from base 1 to 1371 and encodes 456 amino acids. The record is from RefSeq and is a predicted model, not a curated record. The transcript has 2 exons. NCBI's taxonomy places the organism in Eukaryota, Fungi, Ascomycota, Sordariomycetes, Hypocreales, Cordycipitaceae.